Messenger RNA from Dendroctonus ponderosae (mountain pine beetle), 748 nucleotides. RefSeq lists its product as uncharacterized. The transcript is spliced from 4 exons. The coding region runs from base 107 to 661 and encodes 184 amino acids. NCBI's taxonomy places the organism in Eukaryota, Metazoa, Arthropoda, Insecta, Coleoptera, Curculionidae. The record is from RefSeq and is a predicted model, not a curated record.
CGCAAAACUGGACAAUUGCAUCCGAUCCGAAGAAGCGAUAUCAACGAUGCGAGUCAGUUAAAAGAGUGUAUUCUUCCAGUGACAAUCGAGACUAGACUUGAUAAAAAUGAUUUUGAUUUGCUUAAUUUCUGUCGUUGCUUGGGCUCAAGCAGCAACCGUGGUUCCACUACAAUCCUCCAACGUGGACGUGAGACAUUCUGGAUCAGAGUUUUCCUACAAUAUCCAGGAAACUCGUGGAGUAGCCGCUAUUCCCGACGCAGUUCCCAUUAUUCAACCUUUACUGAAAUCAGUUGCUCUCGAAGACAAACCUUUGCCAGUUGUAGGAGUCGAACAUCAUGUUAAAACAACCCAAACUCAGCAUGAGGCUCAUAGCGCAUCAAAAGUCGAAUCUCGAUCAACAGGCCCAAUAAUGGAACAACCGAAGCAAAUUGAUGGCGCAAAACUGCAACCUUUGAACAGUGCAUCAGAAGCCAAAAAAGUGGAGUAUUUGGCUCCGAUCGCGCCCCCUUUAAUUGGCACUCCUUUAGAAACGAUUUACUAUAAAACAUACAAUGCGGGAGUUCAGGGAGUUCCGAUCAAUGUUUUUCCUAACGGUCCCCUGAUUUCGACAAUUCCAGCACUUCCAGCCGUUUAUCCCUACACUUUGGUCAGAACCGUAUAAGGAUUAGAGUCGGAAAUUUGGGGAAGAUCAAUUGAUUUUUUGGGGAAUAUUGGUGUGGAUGAACAACAAUAAAAAUUUGUGGGUAAA